CUUUCUCAAGACAAAAAAGGAAAUGAGUGGUCAGCGGGUCAACCUGGCGAAAUCGGCAGUUUGCUUUAGCAAGAACAUUGCUCUGCCUGACCAGGAAUUCCUGGCUGCUAUCUUGGGCGUUGGGGCGGUUGGGGUGCGUGAUAAAUAUUUGGGCCUCCCUACUUUAUUGGCGCGAUCGAAGAUGGAAACCUUUCGGUUUUUGGAGGAAAAGCUUUUAGAGAGGCUUCAGGGUUGGAAGCAACGGACCCUGUCUUGGGCAGCUAAAGAGACACUCAUUAAAUCUAUUGCCUUGGCACUACCGCUGCACGUGAUGUCCUGCUUUAAAUUACCUCUCUCGCUUUGUCGCCUUUUGGACAAACAUGUGGCUCGCUUCUGGUGGGGAGAUAAUGAGGGGCAUUCUCGGGUACGGUGGAUGGCUUGGAGGGAUUUGUGUCGGAGUAAGCAUGAGGGAGGGCUGGGGUUCCGUAGGUUUGAACAUUUCAACCAAGCCCUGCUCGCCAAAAUUGGGCGGCGCAUCAUUAUGGAGCCUAGCUCCCUACUGGCUCAAGUUUAUAAGGGUAAAUACUUCCCCUCAGGGCAUUUUCUCUCUGCGAAGGCUCGGUCUCGGCCGUCUUGGGGGUGGCAGAGCAUCUUGUAUGGGCGAGAUUUGUUAGAGAUGGGUCUCAGGUGGCAAAUUGGGAAUGGCCGUUCGGCAUCUCUGCUCCGAUCCCCAUGGAUUCCCCAGAUGCAGCUGGACCCCCCUCGGUACAAUCCUUUAGUGCUGCCAGAAGGGGGUGAUCCUGUAGUGGCCGAGGUGAUUUGCCGGGGGGGGGGGGGGUGGUGUGAUUCCAAACUCAGUCAAUGGUUUGACCCUCUUACGUGCCGCCACAUUAAGACCAUUCCUUUGCCGCGUCAGAACCAGGAGGACAGGUUGAUAUGGCAUAAUACCCGGGAUGGGGUGUUUUCGGUAAAAUCGGCCUAUCAUCUGGCUGUCUCUCUCGAUAGGAGGAAAGGUCGGUGGAAGUCGUCAGUGAGUUGGAUGGAUAAGACCAGUUGGAUCCGGUUGUGGGACGCCAAUCUUCCCCCUAAGCUCAAAGUUUUUAUAUGGCAGAUUCUGAACCGGAUCCUCCCCACUACGGAGGCCCUCAUUGAGAAAAGAGUCCCUGUUCAUCCUCGGUGCCCGGUCUGUUGGGGUGACCAGGAAACCAUGGAACAUUUGUUCCUUGAUUGUCCAGUGGCACGAGCGCUUUGGGGAUACUCAGGGCUGGAAUAUUUAGGUGAGGGGUUGCCUCGGCAGACGUUCCCUGUGUUCCUGAAGAAGUUAAUGGCCUUAGUCUCGGAACCCAAGCUGCUUAUGCGAGUUGUUGCCGUCUUAUGGCGAAUCUGGCGGUCUCGGAAUUGGGUGGUCUUUGAAGGUAAGCAGUAUGGGUUUCCGGCAUUAAUGCGUCAGCUAUCCCAGCAGGUUGAGGAAUGGGUGGGAUUACCGAGGGACGCAACCCAGCCUCGGCGUGAGGGAAUUGGUCAGUCGGGUCUGUUAAAUCCUGGUGCUGGGAUUGUGUGUCAAUGGGAUGGGGCUACUAGGAAGGGGUCUCACUCGGCGGGAGGAUGGGUUCUCUAUGAUAUGGCUGGGGCGGUUUUCCUGGCGAGUGGGAUCCAGUUCCCUGGGAUUGAUGAGCCUGCUGUGGUGGAACUGCUACUGCUCCGGGAGGCUAUCUUUUGGUGUCUGGCCCAUGGGUUCACAGAGGUAAGAUUUGAAGGGGAUGCUAAGAUGAUCAUUGAUAAAAUCAACAAGGCGGAGGCUAGGGAUAAUCAGCUGGGCGCGGUUCUGGAAGAAGUAAUACAUGCUGUUGGUUCUAGCCCGGGUUUCAGUGUACGAUUCAUUGGUCGGAGUAGUAAUAGGGCAGCCCAUUUGGUGGCUAGAAAGGCCCUCGCUUUGUGCCCGGCUAUGAUUCGUUUGUUUGACUUUUGUGCCUGGUUGUUGUCCAGGAUGUAACUAUUUUUUUGAAUCAAUAUAUGAUUAUCUUUUGUAAAAAAAAAAAAUAGACAAAUAAGGGACUAAACGAUCAAAUUAAGAUGGUUACAUAAGUUCAAAUUUUGUUGGAGACGCAGGUCCUUGGACAACUAUUAUAUACGUGGAUUAUUAGUUAUAUUUUAUGAAUGAAUGAAUUGGAUUAUUGUUU
Linum trigynum is the source of this 2159-nucleotide messenger RNA. NCBI's taxonomy places the organism in Eukaryota, Viridiplantae, Streptophyta, Magnoliopsida, Malpighiales, Linaceae. The record is from the annotation of a GenBank genome assembly.